AUGUCCACUAUAUAUUGCAACCCGCACUGCCAUUUUCUCCUGCGACCCUCCACGCACGAAAUCAAAUUCUAUACCGAAAACUUCAAAGUCUCAUUGCACGUCGAUUACAUCACGGCCUUUGAACCACAGCAGCCACCCGCCAGACAUUCAAUGUCCUACAACAACGAGACUGCCAGCCCUGCUUCUGGAAAGAACUCAGCUCAGGGUAAAAAUAGAGCAAUCACUGAUGUCGCCACUGGCGCUCUGGCUGCACGCUUGCCUACCAGUUCCCACAAGAAGUUUGACGAUGACAUGUCGAUGGGCUCUUGUGGAGAGCAGGACCGCAGCCAUGCAAUCAGCAUGCUGACACCCUGUCCCAACAGGGGCGCCGUCCCGGGAUUUGAUGAAUCUGCGGAAGUCUCCUCGCCGAGUGCCGCCAAUGUCUCCAUUCUGCGGCUUCACGCCGUCUUGGGCAUAGGUAGCCCAACCUCCAUUUCCAUCGACGCGGAGCGCGUCGCACCAGGUGCAAAUCCCAGCCGCCCUGGCUUUUUGAAGGGUGUCGUUUUCAAAUCCUCCAACAAGGACGAAUGGCUCACUAUCGCGCUCCCGCACAUCGCCACCCUCACCUUCACUAUCGCUUCUAUUGCUAACCUCAUCUUUGCCGGCCCCCUCUUCUCCUCCCCCGAACUCCCCAAUCUCUACUAUGGCAUCACCAAGUUCGCCUUUCCGGGCUUCCACUGGUUCUCCGGCGUCACCGAAAAUCGCGCAAGGAACCCGUUCCUGAACAUGGCUGCAAAUCUGCCACAUAUUGAGGACAUUGCUCUGAUAUGCACACCACCGGCAUUACAAUGUCGUGCUGGACAGAGAAGCAGCAGGUGGAAAUUGAGCGCGUCGAUGCGGCAAGAUCACUGGAACGCAAGAUCAUGA
Messenger RNA from Plenodomus lingam JN3, 906 nucleotides. RefSeq lists its product as uncharacterized. The record is from RefSeq and is a predicted model, not a curated record. NCBI's taxonomy places the organism in Eukaryota, Fungi, Ascomycota, Dothideomycetes, Pleosporales, Leptosphaeriaceae.